Molecule: messenger RNA, 3075 nt
Organism: Neurospora tetrasperma FGSC 2508
Lineage: Eukaryota; Fungi; Ascomycota; Sordariomycetes; Sordariales; Sordariaceae
Exons: 10
Coding region: 1-2916 (971 amino acids)
Biological process (GO): phosphatidic acid biosynthetic process; intracellular signal transduction; cell motility
Molecular function (GO): D-type glycerophospholipase activity
Source: RefSeq, a predicted model, not a curated record
AUGGGCUUUCUGCGUGAUAAGCUCAAGCAGAAGCUUGAAGAGGUUACAGCAGGUGUAGAGAGUCUGCUCCAUGAAGACGAUACCCCCAGCGCUUCCGCCAACGCUCAGCAAGCCGGAGACGAUGAAGUCCCCGAGACCUCCUAUCCUUCCCAGUAUGGAGCCAACCGCUUCGGAUCCUUCGCACCUGAAUCCUCAGGCGAUGUGAAGUGGUACGUCGAUGGAGCCUCCUAUUUCCAUGCCGUCUCCAUCGCUCUCGAACAGGCCCAGGAGAGCAUCUACAUUCUUGAUUGGUGGCUGAGCCCCGAGUUGUAUCUGCGCCGCCCCCCUGCAAAGAACCAGCAGUACCGGCUUGACCGGAUGCUGCGCAACGCUGCAGAGCGCGGUGUAAAAGUCCACAUUAUUGUGUACAAGGAGGUCGAACAGGCUUUGACUCUCGAUUCUCGGCACACCAGGAAAGCUUUGGAAGGUCUUCACGAGAACAUCCAGGUCUUUAGACAUCCUGAUCAUAUCCCGAGGGGCAGAGAUGUCAUCGCCGAUCUCCGGUCCAAGAUACAGAUGGGCACAUUCAGCUUGGCUAAGCUCCCGCAGGAGACCCUGACCGCAUUGUACGGAACAAAGGAUGAUGUGACCCUGUUCUGGGCCCACCAUGAGAAGCUGUGCGUUGUCGAUAGGAAGCUCGCAUUUAUGGGAGGUUUGGAUAUGUGCUUCGGAAGAUGGGACACAAACAGUCACCCAAUCGCCGAUGCCCAUCCCAGCAACCUCAACGACAUCAUUUUCCCCGGUCAGGACUACAACAAUGCUCGUGUAUACGACUUUGAGGAUGUUAGUAACUGGGAGAACAACAAGCUUGACCGCACGAAGCACUCCAGAAUGGGUUGGUCUGAUAUCAGCAUCAGUCUGCAAGGCCACAUUGUUGAUAACCUAGUUGAUCACUUCGUCGACCGCUGGGCCUUCAUCUGGAACGAAAAGUACAAGGAAAAGGAUCCCGGAAAGUAUGCCCUUAUCAGUGCCGACGCUCCAAGCCGCGACCGUGGAUAUGGAGAUAACGCUCCCUAUCCUGAGUCCGAUAAUUACGAAACCCCUUUCCAUUUCCGCCAGCAUGCCCGCCGUUUCUUGGGAGAUACCGACGACGUGGACCAUGACAAUCGCAGCCGCUCGGGCGAGCAUCCGAGACGUAGCAUGAAGGUUCAACUGGUGCGAAGUUGCUCCAAAUGGUCCGCUGGUCAUGACACGGAAGCCUCCAUUGCCGAAGCCUACAUCGAGAUCAUCACCAACGCCAAGCACUUCAUCUACAUCGAGAACCAGUUCUUUAUUACCGCUACAUCCAACGCUCAGAAGCCUGUUGAAAAUAAGAUCGGCAAGGCCAUCGUUGACCGUAUCAUCCGGGCGCAUCGCGAGGGCGAGAAGUUUAUCAUUUUCGUGACGAUGCCUGCCGUCCCUGCUUUCGCUGGCGAUCUCAAGUCCGACGGCGCCCUCGGCACUCGUGCUAUCAUGGAGUACCAAUACUUUAGCAUCAACAGAGGUGGCAACAGCAUCAUGGAAUGUCUGCAGAGGGCGGGCAUUGAGAACCCGUCGGAUUACAUCCGAUUCUACAACUUGCGCAACUACGACCGUAUCAACACUAGUGAGGCUAUGGCUCAAGCUACCAGGGAUGCCGGAGUAAGCUACGAAGGGGCUCGUCGGGAUUACGAUGACAAGUUCGGGCGUGCCAUUGAUGAUGAACGGAACCAAUAUGAAAGCAGCCGCGAUCCGUAUGAGAGGAACAGGGGUGAUGACGGCUAUGGAAGGGGCAGAUACGAGGGUGAUAGGGGUUAUGAGGGCGGAAGAGGUGGCUACGAUGGCGGCUACGAUGGCGGCAGACCCGAGAGCGACGAGUACGAUGUCCAGGGCGGAUAUGGCGACCGGUACGACGGUGGCCGUGAUGAUGACCGGUACGGUGGCAGGCAGAGCGGCUAUGAAGGUGGAUACCGUGACGAGGACUACCGUCAAAGCAGUCGCUACGAAGACGGCUACGAAGGCGGCUACGGAGGAAGCCAAGGCGGCGGACGCCAAUACAGCCAAUAUGAGCGCUACCAGGAAGCCGCCAGCAAGAUCACCGACAGCACCUGGGACACCAUCUCCUCCUGCUACAUGCUCAACGGUCCAGAGGUGGACAGCGUCCCCUGGAACGGCUCGCCCGAAUCCGAGAUUGACGCCUUCGUCUGCGAAGAGCUCUACGUCCACUCCAAGGUUCUCAUCGCCGACGACCGCGUCGUCAUCUGCGGCUCCGCCAACCUCAACGACCGCUCGCAAUUGGGCGACCACGACUCGGAAAUCGCCGUCAUCAUCCAGGACAAGAACCGCGUGGAGAGUUCCAUGAACGGCGAACCCUACCAAGCCUCCGCCUUCGCCGCUUCGCUGCGUCGCUACCUCUUCCGUAAGCACCUCGGCUUGCUCCCCGACCAGCGCUGGGACGCCGCCAACAACAACUGGACCCCCGUCAACCAGCAGUCCGUCAACGAGUACGAUUGGGGCUCGGACGCCGAUCGACUUGUCGAGGAUCCCCUCGCUGACGACUUCUUGGCCAUGUGGUACAAGACGGCGAAAGCUAAUACCAAGAUCUUCCGCAAGGUGUUCCAUGCUGUGCCUGAUGAUACGGUGCGCACGUGGGAGGACUAUGAAGAGUUCUUUAGCGAAAAGUUCGUGUUGCCCGGAACGGAGGCUAAGGAGGCUGAGAAAGGUUACGAAAAGGGCAAGGUUGAUUAUGGACAUGUGGUCAAGGAUGAGUUCCCUGGUGGCGUGGAGGAGGUUAAGGAGUGGCUGGGUAGAGUCCGCGGAACGCUCGUGGAGAUGCCGUUGAACUUUUUGAUUGAUGUGAAGGAUUUGGCCAAGGAGGGGUUGUCGUUUAAUGAGUUGACGAACACGCUUUAUACCUAAGGUGGUUGGAGGGGUGAUGAGGGAUAACGAUGGCCCUUGGACACACUAGGGCAGGGAAUGUGGCUAGGUAUAGGAGAAACGUAUGGAUGAAUGAUGAGGUAGAGAUCAUGAGUUGAAUACAAUGUUUGCAGUGGUUUACAAAUAAUCGAGUUAUAAAUG